This is a messenger RNA of Papaver somniferum (opium poppy), 477 nucleotides long. RefSeq lists its product as uncharacterized. The record is from RefSeq and is a predicted model, not a curated record. The coding region runs from base 1 to 477 and encodes 158 amino acids. The transcript has a single exon. NCBI's taxonomy places the organism in Eukaryota, Viridiplantae, Streptophyta, Magnoliopsida, Ranunculales, Papaveraceae.
AUGGUUGCCGUCAUGAAACAUUUUGCCAAAGGCAUUGCACCGAAUUCCUUAGAUGAUUACACACAAAUGGGAGCCACCACUAUCUACUAUUAUGCUAUGAAGUUUAUGGAUGCAAUUAUUUGGAUUUAUAAUGGUCGAUACAUGCGUCAACCUACCGCUCAAGAUACAGAAAGGAUUUUAGCAGAAAAUGAAGCUCGGGGAUUUCCUAGUAUGCUUGGUAGUGUCGAUUGUUUUCACUGCGCAUGGAGAGCAUGUCCAAUGGACCAAGCAGGUUCCCACAGCGGCUACAAGCCAUAUCCCUCGGUUGUUUUGCAGGCGGUAUCAACAUAUAAUAGAUGGAUAUGGCAUUCCUAUUUUGGGUUGGGUGGGCAGAACAAUGAUCUUAAUGUCUUGCAUGCUUCGGGUUUGUUCGGUAGACAACUUAAUGGUGUAGCACCUCCUUGUCAUUAUCAAAUCAAUGGAAGGGACUACGAUUAG